AUGUUAAGAACUUGGGCCUUCCACCAUCAUCAACAACAACUUGGGCCUUCCACCAUCAUCAACAACAAGACAGGCCUUCAACCAUCAACAACAACACGGACCUUCAACCAUCAACAACAACACGGGUCUUCAACCAUCAACAACAACACGGGCCUUCAACCAUCAACAACAACACGGGCCUUCAACCAUCAACAACAACUCGGGCCUUCAACCAUCAACAACAACACGGGCCUUCAACCAUCAACAACAACACAGGCCUUCAACCAUCAACAACAACUCGGGCCUUCAACCAUCAACAACAACACGGGCCUUCAACCAUUAACAACAACACGGGCAUCCAACCAUCAACAACAACACGGGCCUUCAACCAUCAACAACAACACGGGCCUUCAACCAUCAACAACACGGGCCUUCAACCAUCAACAACAACACGGGCCUUCAACCAUCAACAACAACUCGGGCCUUCAACCAUCAACAACAACACGGGCCUUCCACCAUCAACAACAACACGGGCCUUCAACCAUCAACAACAACACGGGCCUUCCACCAUCAACAACAACACGGGCCUUCCACCAUCAACAACAACACGGGCCUUCCACCAUCAACAACAACACGGGCCUUCAACCAUCAACAACAACACGGGCCUUCAACCAUCAACAACAACACGGGUCUUCCACCAUCAACAACAACACGGGCCUUCAACCAUCAACAACAACACGGGUCUUCAACCAUCAACAACAACUCGGGCCUUCAACCAUCAACAACAACACGGGCCUUCAACCAUCAACAACAACAUGGGCCUUCAACCAUCAACAACAACACGGGCCUUCAACCAUCAACAACAACACGGGUCUUCAACCAUCAACAACAACUCGGGCCUUCAACCAUCAACAACAACACGGGCCUUCAACCAUCAACAAUAACAUGGGCCUUCCACCAUCAACAACAACACGGGCCUUCAACCAUCAACAACAACUCGGGCCUUCAACCAUCAACAACAACACGGGCCUUCAACCAUCAACAACAACACGGGCCUUCCACCAUCAACAACAACACGGGCCUUCAACCAUCAACAACAACUCGGGCAUUCAACCAUCAACAACAACUUGGGACUUCAACCAUCAUCAACAACAACACGGGCCUUCCACCAUCAACAAGACUUAUAUAACAUUUAGUGACCGUACACAGCAGCAAUAUCACUUCAGCUAG
Molecule: messenger RNA, 1209 nt
Organism: Pecten maximus
Lineage: Eukaryota; Metazoa; Mollusca; Bivalvia; Pectinida; Pectinidae
Exons: 1
Coding region: 1-1209 (402 amino acids)
Source: RefSeq, a predicted model, not a curated record